Verticillium alfalfae VaMs.102 is the source of this 195-nucleotide messenger RNA. RefSeq lists its product as hypothetical. Lineage: Eukaryota; Fungi; Ascomycota; Sordariomycetes; Glomerellales; Plectosphaerellaceae. The transcript has 2 exons. The record is from RefSeq and is a predicted model, not a curated record. Bases 1 to 195 code for a protein of 64 amino acids.
AUGCCGCCAGCACUGGUGGCGAUGACAGCAACACUGCUUCGGGCUCUGCUACUACCACCGACAGUGGUUCUACCUCCGAGACUCAGACUGGUGAUGCUGCCGCUUCCUCCACCACUGGCGGCGGCCGGCAUGUCCCUCACCGCUCCUGCCUUUGGCCUCUUGGCCGCUAUGGGUGUUGCUGCCAUCCUCUUCUAA